Messenger RNA from Penicillium atrosanguineum, 774 nucleotides. Its product is annotated as CDC26 family anaphase-promoting complex subunit. The transcript has 2 exons. Bases 1 to 774 code for a protein of 257 amino acids. The record is from RefSeq and is a predicted model, not a curated record. Lineage: Eukaryota; Fungi; Ascomycota; Eurotiomycetes; Eurotiales; Aspergillaceae.
AUGAUUCGACGGCCUCCCACUGUCAUCGCGCUAAACGACGAGGAGCUCCAAUGCCACCUCCAGCGUGCCUUCUUACGUACGCUACCUGCUGACUUCAAUCAACUGCACUUGGAAGACCGAGGUCAGAGUGACGAUGGCCACGCCUUUGCCAGUUCCUUAUCAGAGGACAGCGGUGCCUCUUCCGACUCUAAUGGCGAAGUUGAUUUCACCACCAUGCCUGACUCCACCGGAGGUUCAUCCUGUAUUGGACAUGAUUCUUCUCCAGGCGGAAUGCGCUCUUUGACAGCUCGCAAUGCCUUUUUGGUUGCCGCAAUGACCGCAUCGCUCCACCAACCUCCUGAACCAAACAGGUCUCCCGCUACCAGGAACCAGAUAUCCACUCUUUUCCCGCAGUACCGAACAUGGCGGUCUCGCGAGUCGCUGGGUGCCAAAACGGCCUUGAAAACCCCCCAGCGUGAGCUGAAACUGUACAGUAUGGGGCCUCAGGAGAUGAAGAAGCCAGAAAAUUGUCGACACGCAGAGGCAGAAGCUUUAGGUUAUGAUGCACGGCAUUCCGCCUCCCAGGAAUUCCGCUUGUCGCCCGAUUCCUGUUCCGAAUUGACAAUCUCUAGUGUCCCACUUCGGGGCCUAAGUUUAGCGUCUACAGAGUCUUACGAGGCAGCCUUGGCCGACACGGCCUCGCCCAGCGUCGCGCUGGACGCCAUAUGGAAAUUCGGAACUGUCGAGCCUGAUUCGAUCUUUGAGGAAUCAGGCGCGGAUCGAGGUGCUGCAUAG